UAAAGAUACAUAAAAAAAAGGUAUUUCUAUGGAAAAGGACUAGGAAAUGAAGAAGAAAACAGUAUUAUCGGAACCGAAUGUUGUAUGUGGUUUUUACCCUCGUUUAUUAGGGUCAUCUGUAUCAACUUUAAAUGAUACAAAAAAUAUACACUGUGAAUUGUCUUGUAGGUCUUUAAGUGCAUUAGAAUCAGAUAAUUUUUCAGAAGAAAUACUUUUUGUUGGAAAAGGGUCUAAAGAAACAAAAAAAAAGGUAGUUCAUGUAUAUAAAAACAAAUAUAAGUCAUCAGGAAAUGAUGAAACAACUAAGGAGAAUAAAUCUGGAAAUGAUUUGACUAAGAACUCUGAUUUUAUACAUCUUAAAUCUGGUCAAAAGCCAUCAUUGUCUCGUUCUCGAAAAGCAAAAGGAUUAAAAAAUAAGGUUAAGUAUGUUAAAGAUGAUAAUGCAGAGUUGGAUUACAUUGAGAAUAUAACUGCUAACGAAUGUUUAAAUUAUGAUGAACUUUUAAAAGAAUAUGAAUCAAGUUCAGUAUUUUUAGAUGAUAGAGAUGUAGUCAUUUAUAGUGAUGAUGAUUUGGAUGAAAAAAAACAUUAUGACAUAUAUAAUCGGUUUGGAUUUGAUACCAGUUCUAUACCAAGAUCUGAUCGUCGGGCUUGGAAGAAUAAUAGAAUAGCUCUAUCUUAUUUAAAUAAGAAAUUUAAGAAGAAUUAUGAUUUAGAAGAUGAUAAUUAUUUUUCUUUUUAUAAUGAUUUAGAAAAUUUGGAGAAAAGUAUAGGGAGAAAAAGAUCUCAAAAACAUUAUAGAGAUCUCUCUAUAAUGAAAAAUCCAGAGAAAAAUGAAAAGGAAAAUAAAAAAGGUAAAAUGGUUGGAAGAACUUUUAAAGAAUUGCUUUUACAUGUUAAUAAUAUAAUAUUACGUUUUUUAUCUGAUUCUGAUUUAAUGGAACUUGAUCUUGUUCCUAUGGAUUCCCACGCUCGUAAAUGGGUUCAUAUGUUGGCUAAUGCUUAUGGUAUUGUUUCAAAGUCUUUUGGGCAAAGGAAAUUGCGACAUGUAGUUUUAUAUAAAACUAAACGAGUUCAUAACUAUUCCAAAUAUCAUGUUGAUAGAAUUUUACAGAAUCUUGAGCAUUAUGAUCGCAAGGUUUAUAGAAUGAAAGACUCUAAUAAAUCAAAAGGCAAUUAUGGCAAAAUUCCUAAGGAUAAACAUAAAUAUAAAUAUCACGAUGGUGAUAUUGUUGGUAAAGAUGCACCUGAAAUAGAUAAAGAUAAUAAAGGAAGAAUGAUGCUAGAAAAGCUAGGAUGGAUCGCAGGAAAUGGAUUAGGUGCAGCUGAUAAUAAAGGAAUUGAAGUACCUGUAAUGGCUGUGAUUAAAACGACUAAAUUAGGGCUUAGAUAGUGUUUUUAUAGCAUUAUAAUACAUAAUUCAUACUGCUUUAGAGAUG
Molecule: messenger RNA, 1439 nt
Organism: Pneumocystis carinii B80
Lineage: Eukaryota; Fungi; Ascomycota; Pneumocystomycetes; Pneumocystales; Pneumocystaceae
Exons: 6
Coding region: 47-1393 (448 amino acids)
Molecular function (GO): nucleic acid binding
Source: RefSeq, a predicted model, not a curated record